Molecule: messenger RNA, 1246 nt
Organism: Triticum aestivum (bread wheat)
Lineage: Eukaryota; Viridiplantae; Streptophyta; Magnoliopsida; Poales; Poaceae
Product: DDB1- and CUL4-associated factor 8
Exons: 4
Coding region: 128-961 (277 amino acids)
Cellular component (GO): Cul4-RING E3 ubiquitin ligase complex; cytoplasm
Molecular function (GO): protein binding
Source: RefSeq, a predicted model, not a curated record
GUAAGGCAUUCGCACGUGCAACAAGGGGGGUCGGUGUUGACGGAUAAGCUUGCGAACCUGGGGUGCAUGGUGCACCAGCUUGCUGUUGAACCUGGCAGUCCUCACAAGUUCUUUAGCUGCGUGGUUGAUGGCUCCGUUUGGCAUUUUGACCUCAGGGAGAAACAUCCCAGGAAGCUCUUUAGUUGUGGUGCGGUUAGAAGUUGCCGGAGGUGAUGAGUACGUACGGUUGUAUGAUGCCCGUAAGAUUGAAAUGGAAAGGUCUAAAUUUGGCCUCCCGGUUGAGCAAUUCUGCCCUCAACAUUUGGUUUCCGAGAAGGGAGAUGUGAUCACUGGUUUGGCUUACUCACAGACCGGCGAGCUUUUAGCAUCCUAUCGUAACGACAGCAUCUACCUUUUCGAGAGAGAACAUGGGUUGUACUUCAACGAUUUUGACGAAUUUCACAGUGAGAAGUUACCUGUACCUCGGAGCUUCAAGGGACACCUGAACAUGCAAGUUCUUAGAGGUGUUAGCUUCCUUGGUCCCAACUGUGAGUAUGUUGCCUCUGGAUCAGACUGUGGCCAUGUAUUUAUUUGGAGAAAGAAGGAUGGGGAGCUUAUCCGAAUGUUGAAAGGAGAUACACGGAGUGUGAACUGCGUUGAACAACACCCUCAUGAGAUUGUUAUUGCAAGUUGUGGCACCAAUACAGACAUCAAGAUUUGGGCACCUGGUGAUAGUGAGAACCCCUCCACUGCUCCCCUUGAUGAGGACUUUGUUGACGAAGGUGACUAUAUGUUAUCCGCGCGUUAUGAUUCAUCGUCGUCUGAUGAGGAUGAGGAUGAGGAUGAGGAUGAGGAUGAGGAUGAUGAUGAAGAGGAUGACGACUAUGGCGAUGAUGAUGAAGAUGAGGAUGAUGGCGAAAUUUGGACAGAUAUAGAGAUGCAGAUGGGGAGAAACUUACUGAAGCCGAUAGCGGAUAUAUGAAUGGAAGUAUGAUGAGGGUAUCGUUGGCAUUAUAGUGAGGAUGGAGAUCGUGUGAAGCUAUUAUUUCUAUCUAAGAGGUGAUUUUAGGGAAUCUAAGAGUUGUUCUUGGUUUCCUCUUGUGUGAUUAGUUAGGUUGUGUAUUGUUAGGUUACCAUCAAGUGCUUCCUCUUCACUCUCUAGCAGAACCAUUUUUUGUAUAUAUUCUUUUUUUUAUGUGACACUGUAUAUAUUCUUUGUUCUAGUUGAUUGUUCUGAUGUUAAAUUAAUGUUCCCAGACCGCAAUUA